Molecule: messenger RNA, 1367 nt
Organism: Trichoderma asperellum CBS 433.97
Lineage: Eukaryota; Fungi; Ascomycota; Sordariomycetes; Hypocreales; Hypocreaceae
Source: RefSeq, a predicted model, not a curated record
UUCAUAAUCAACGGGCUAUUGUAUCCGUAUGCGUGCCUCUCCCAUGCGAUCCCGCCGGAGAAGCGACCUCCGUGGGACGACAUGAACUGGACAAGCCGCCUAUUAUCGUUUUCACGCGAUGAGCGAGUAAUCUUAGUGAGCAUCGGGCUGGCCACGUUUGGCUUGGUUAGCUCGAUGAUCACAGCUCUCACAUUUAUCCGAGACGACAAUGAAAUUCCGCCGUCGGAGCCCAAGACCCAGUACAUCACGCAGGAUACGGAAGACUCGCUCCAGCUAGAUACGCUAGAAAAGCUCUUGGAUCACCCAAAUUUCUCAAUAAAGGAAAUUGCCAUCAAGAUACUUUGCGAUAGGGCGGCCAACGACCCUGAAGUAAUAAAAUACAUCUGGUUCGGAAUCACUCGGCCAGAAUAUGAAGAGCGCAUGAACUCUCUUAGAACGCUAGCCAUAUUAACGAGCCAAACCGGUAACGAGGGAUUGGCAAGGCUGCAUGAUGAAAGAGCCUAUUCAGCCUUGGUGAGGUGCAUGGAGCUGUGCAUGGAAAGCACCGACCUCCCAAUUGUCACUGAUGUCCAUUGGGAUGAAUACUAUCUUCGUGAUAUGGGCGAGAGAUUCUGUCUCAUGUUUCUAACAGAGCUGAUCAACAAAUACGGGGCUACCAUGCUUGUCAAGGCCAAAUUUGUUGAAAAGUGGCUUUCAAAGCAAGAUUGGGGAAGCACUGGCGAGGAAAGGCGGCGCAAUUUUAAGGAUUAUACAGACCUUCGAAACAACAGAAUAACGGAUAUUAUUAAUCGCAUCAAGCACUCUCGGCGUGGACUACGUGCCUUGGAAAAAGCCGGGUUGAUUGACAAAGAAAGCUCUCGGCGGAGAAUGAGAGAACUUCCUGAUCUUCUCAUGGAAGUGGAAGAAGAAAUUGCAGGAGAGCAGCAAAGCCGACGAGCUAGGGAACAUUCCGCUGAGGAACAAAGACUUCGACGCCAGCAUCGCGAGGCUAUGGUUCUGAAUGAUGGAACACGGCCACUGGGGCGAGAAGACAUAAUCGAACGCGAUGCAUCUCCGUCAUGAUGGAGGGUUAUAUAUGUAUAGAAAUGACCGUCGAAAACGGUUGAAAACUCGUCUCAGAGAUUCUGAGCGAAGCAACGCAGCGAUAAUGGAAUAAAGAAAAGGCUGGAUGCAAAAUAUAUUCAAAUGGUCUGUUCUCAUUCCACUUGAUCAUGCAUCGGUCGAUAUGACUCGAACGCAACAGGGAAGAGACGCUCAUGGUAUGGUAUCUAUUACUCGAAAGUGACAUCACAGACAGACGUACACAGCUGUAAUACCAAGCUUAUUAAUUUUCACUACAAAAAUGCCAAGGAAAUAAAGGCUGUCUU